AUGCGAUUGCAGCACUUAUGGACGGCUGCAGUUUGGUGUCAGCUUGUCCUGAGUACUCAGGACCCCUGGCAGGAGGCAGUAGCUCUUCUAGAGACCUUACCUAUGAAGGCAGACCCAAUGGUUUCAUCAGCUCAGGAAUCAGACCCUUACAUGGAACAAGUCGGCAGAGGAAUAAAGAUCACUCUCCCAAUAGAUUAUUAUGAGAGAGAACAAGAAUCAAACUAUAAGUCAUUUUUCGAGAACGAAGCGUCGCCUGUUCAGCAAGAAGCCUACAAAAAGCUAGUGAGGUCUAGCGAUGAAUUCAACAAUACCGAAGCAACUUAUACACUAGCGCAGAUGCAUCUGGUACAGAACUUUGGGUUUCCGCACAACAAGACGUUGGCCUUCAAGUAUAUGCAGAGGUUCAACGAGCUGACAGACUUUCAGAACGCGUCAGCCGUUUUUGAGCUCGGAGUGAUGCAUAUUACAGGACUGUUUGGAGCGAUUCCUAUUGACGUGUCUAAGGGGCUAGCCUUUUAUGAGCAAGCUGCUAAGCUUGGUGAUUAUAGAGCAAGAAUGGCUCUGGCAUAUCGCUACUUAAAUGGGAUUAAUACGCCAAAGGAUCUCAACCGCUCUCAGUUCCUAUAUAGCCUUUUGGCGAGAGAACUGCGCGAACACUUUAAUGACACCGAGUGGAAUAUAUUUCCUCCCUACGUUGAAUCCUACUCAGUUCGAAUUCCGGACUUCAGCGGUGGAUUGCUGGGCAGCGGUUUGAGCGUUACUGCUUCCUCCGCUAAGAGGACUAGAUCCAGUCGUCCUGACAUUACGUCUUCUAUCCUAACAAACCUACAGUCCGGAAAGAUAGUUCUGCGGUUUGUUGGGGGGCAGGGCGAUUUUUUAGAAGAUGACGAUGACGACGAAAACAAGAUUGUGGAUUAUUAUUACACGGCCUUAGACAAUUACCAGGGCACAUACACGCAGAAGAGAAAUCUGGAAAAAGCAUUUUAUCUUUUGAACUCUACAGUGCAUGAAUUUCGUCCUUUCCUUAAGUUCAUGGAUCCGCUGCCGAAGUAUUACUAUGCGCGGUGUUUGGAGUUGCUCGGGCAUAUGUAUUUGACUGGAGAGGGAAUAGAGCGUGCCGAUGUAGAUUCAUCAGAAGUUUGUUUGAAAGAUGCCAUAGGAAUCAGAGAUGCCUUACCGCAGGCUUAUUUGGAUCUCGGAAUAAUAAACCAUUAUUUCCGCAACAAUAUAACGGAAGCAGUAAAGUGCUACACCCAUUUAAGAGAAUCCCAGAGCAGUACUGGAGCCGAACUUUUCCAGCUUGAUAAAAUUUACAAGUCCGGUCUACUACCCAAGGACGGCGAGUUUGCAUCACUCUGGAUAGAAAAGGAAAGCUCGCCAAAUGUCAUAAGUAUAGGAAUGCUCCCCGAAAAGUUCAUUGAACAUGCAGCUAUCUUUUACGGCUGCAACCGCGCCGUUUACGAAAACGCGGUUAACUACGAGAGUGACGUCUUUUUCAAGGGUCCUGGCGGGGGAUCUCUGGUUGCGCUCAAUGGGUUUAGGCGGUUCGUGCACUCAAGGGAAAAUCUGGUGGCCCCACACCUUAGAGAGGCAUUUGUGGAGCUUCUUCUCGGGAACACUGAGGCAGCCUUAUGGCUCUAUGCACAGGCUGCGGAGCAGGGCUUUGAAACCGCGCAGACAAACACUGCAUUCCUUCUUUACCAACCCUCCUUCUUGCUGGAAGACCCUCCACAGGUGCCCCAAGAAAGAAAGCUGCUUGCGGCCACGUACUAUAAGCGUGCUUAUGGACAACACAACACCGACGCUCUCGUUGUAGCAGGGAACAUUUAUUAUAACAUGGGUCUCUAUGUGGAGGCAGCAGAGCUGUACAGAGCGUCUUCUACACCGCAGGGUAGCUGGAAUCUGGGUUACAUGUACGAAUUUGGUCUCGGAGUGAAGCAAAGCUUCCGUCUUGCCUCUCGGCACUACAAAAGCUCGCUUUCGCAAACCCGCAAAGUUUACUUGGGCGUAAAACUCACACUACUGAAGCUUCAGCUGAAAAAGUGGCUCAGCUGGCUUUCGGACAAGCCAAUUGUACGGCCGCUCCUCGGCGCUAGCGCCGAUGAAGAGAAUGGGUCACUUGGAACCUCGCUACCAGGUUCAGGCACUUUUAAGUGGAUGAAGAAAAAGCAGGAGAGACAAACCCAUGCGCCUGAGCAGACUACGCCUUGGUCGCUCCUAUCGCGAUUCUUCUCUUUCUGA
Messenger RNA from Lachancea thermotolerans CBS 6340, 2241 nucleotides. RefSeq names its product ubiquitin ligase complex subunit HRD3 (gene HRD3). Gene Ontology annotation, molecular function: protein binding. The transcript has a single exon. Lineage: Eukaryota; Fungi; Ascomycota; Saccharomycetes; Saccharomycetales; Saccharomycetaceae. The record is from RefSeq and is a predicted model, not a curated record. The coding region runs from base 1 to 2241 and encodes 746 amino acids.